AUGGAGAAAAGCCAUCGCAAUGAGGAAGCCAAGGAAUCUCUUGUCGAAUUGGAGAAGAUUGCGCACAUGGAUGCUCGGGACGAUUUCAAAUCUUGGAUACACGACGCGGCCCCAUUUCCUUUGAUCAUGGAAAACAGCUUACUGAAAUAUCGCAAUGGCUCUGAGGCUUUGCGACUCCGACAAAACAUAUCCAUAUCAAUCCGUGCCGCUGGCUACCUUGAAGAGAUUAUCCUCAUGGCAAAAAAAGCACCCAAGAUGACCGCCAAAAAAGGGGAUCAUGAUAUUGAGAUGGAAGCCAUGGGUGAAACACCAACGGUGGAAAAAUCCAAGCUUGCAAGUCUUAAUGAUAAUGAUUGGAUUCUAAUCAGACGAGAAGAAGCGCAGCAAGGAGAUUUUUUUGGAAAGGAGUGGUCAAUCUUACAGCCACUUUAA
Puccinia triticina is the source of this 432-nucleotide messenger RNA. RefSeq lists its product as uncharacterized. The record is from RefSeq and is a predicted model, not a curated record. Bases 1 to 432 code for a protein of 143 amino acids. NCBI's taxonomy places the organism in Eukaryota, Fungi, Basidiomycota, Pucciniomycetes, Pucciniales, Pucciniaceae. The transcript is spliced from 2 exons.